This is a messenger RNA of Sphaeroforma arctica JP610, 507 nucleotides long. RefSeq lists its product as hypothetical. Gene Ontology annotation, cellular component: negative cofactor 2 complex. Gene Ontology annotation, biological process: chromatin remodeling; RNA polymerase II preinitiation complex assembly; positive regulation of transcription by RNA polymerase II. NCBI's taxonomy places the organism in Eukaryota, Ichthyosporea, Ichthyophonida. Bases 1 to 507 code for a protein of 168 amino acids. The transcript has 5 exons. The record is from RefSeq and is a predicted model, not a curated record. Gene Ontology annotation, molecular function: core promoter sequence-specific DNA binding; protein heterodimerization activity; general transcription initiation factor activity.
AUGACUGACACGGCAGCAACCGUGUACAAGAUUAUAAAGGAGUUGAUGCCCAAUGAAUUCAUCCACUUAAUCGCGUCGGAGUCGAAUGAAGUGUGCGGUCAAUCCGGGAAGAAAACGAUAGGACCUGAUCAUGUUAUAGAGGGGCUGAAGAAUUUAGGCUUCCAGCACUAUUUAGCCAACGUAAACAGCGUAUUGGAAGAUCACAAAGAAGAGAAAACGAUACGAAGUAAAAAGAAGGCGAAAGGAAAACAUAGUGGUGUUUCAGCAGAAGAGCUUUUGGCACAACAAAGAGCCUUAUUUGCAAAGGCUCGUGCACGGUCAGACAGUCAAGUCGGUCCGGCGCUAAACGACUCAGCACCGGCAUCUUUAAAUAGCCUCGCUGCGACACCGGCAGGAACGGUGUCUGCGGUAUCAGGCGCAGAAGCAACCGUCCCCGAAGCUCAAACACACAUGCCUGCCCCCAGCUUAUUGAAGAAGGAGUAUGACGAAGACGAAGAUUAUGAUUAG